AUGAGGGGUGCAAGAGAUGCUCCGGCUCCUAUCUUCGAUGUCCAUGAAGAGAUAGACGCGCAUUGGCCGUAUAUCCAGAACAUUCUCCACGAUCUUCGUCGAGUCAGCGACCCUGGUGUUGACGAACCCAUAUCGAAGGGAACAAACAAUGAUGACUGGGAAGAAUUGACAUCCUUGGCUAUCCCUCAAACCACUGCACAGCCCCUGACGAAAGUUGUGCAAGAAGCGUAUCAUAUUUUUGACCACCGCAUGCGAACGAACCAUCCAACGUUCUUCAGCUUCAUCCCGUCAAACUCCACUGAACUCAGCUGGCUCGGAGAUAUUUUGGUGUCUGCCUUCAAUGCUCACACUGGCGGUAGGAUAGCGAGCGCCGGACCCUGUGGCGUGGAAACGGCUCUGGUCGGAUGGCUUGCUUCGAAAAUCAAUUUCCCUUCAACCGCGGGGGGCUUCUUCGUUUCGGGGGGUUCUAUGGCAAACCUGAUGGCCAUGAUCAUUGCAAGAGACCAAGUACUCCCAAGGGGGGCCCGUUCUCGUGGGGUGAUAUACGUUGGAGACCAAGUUCACUAUUCCAUAUCGAAGGCGGCGCGUGUCCUGGGAUUCGGUGAGGAUCAAGUGCGCCAAGUCAAAUGCAAUGCCAGAUUUCAGACUAUGCCACAGGAUCUCCAGAGGCAAAUUCGACGAGACAAACAGACCGGCCUGAUCCCGUUCCUGGUUGUUGCUACCUUUGGCUGUACCGAGACCGGUGCUAUAGACCCUAUUGAUGAGAUCUCGAAAAUUGUAUCCGGAGAAGGGCUAUGGCUACAUGUUGAUGGUGCUUUCGGUGCGUCAGUGGCAUUGUCAUCGUCGCGGCAGGAAGUGGCAAGCGUGUUAGGUCUCGCACAUAGCGUGUCUUGGGACGCACACAAAUGGCUGUUCCAAACCUACGGGUGCGGUAUGCUACUUGUGCAUGAUAAGAAUAAGCUGGUGUCCAGCUUUCACUCUAAGGCCGAUAUUAUCGACCGGGAGAGAAGGCUGGAGCCAGAUAUCGGAGAGUUCUGGGAUUUCGGUAUUGAGCUGACCAGGCCGUCUCGGGCUAUGAGGCUCUGGUUCACUUUUAGAGUCCUGGGCGAGGAGCGCAUCGGCACAUGGAUCGAUCACGGGCCCGAUCUCACGGAGACUAUUCAAUCAUGUCUGGAAGAAAGGCCUUGCUGGGAGAUCGUGUCAAGGGCCAGCUUGGGGAUUCUUAAUUUUCGAUACAAUCCCGGAGGAAUGACGGAGGAAGCGCUGGCGAAGGUCAAUGAGCAGAUACGUCAGGCUAUGCUGGCGAGCAGUACUGCUGCGUUCAUGACCACGAAGCUACAAGGCAAGGUAGCCUUGCGGAUCUGCUGCAUCACUACCCAUCUGGCAAGAGAGCACGCUGUCAAUCUGGUGAGAGUUUUGGACCAGACAGCCAGGGCCGAAUACGAGCGUCAGCAACACCCCUCCAGACGUCCAUCUGCCGCUCUCCGGAGAUGA
This is a messenger RNA of Aspergillus terreus NIH2624, 1494 nucleotides long. RefSeq names its product pyridoxal phosphate-dependent decarboxylase family protein. The coding region runs from base 1 to 1494 and encodes 497 amino acids. The transcript has a single exon. NCBI's taxonomy places the organism in Eukaryota, Fungi, Ascomycota, Eurotiomycetes, Eurotiales, Aspergillaceae. Gene Ontology annotation, molecular function: pyridoxal phosphate binding; carboxy-lyase activity. The record is from RefSeq and is a predicted model, not a curated record. Gene Ontology annotation, biological process: amino acid metabolic process.